UGGUCUCGCGUUCAGAAACUCCCUAUUACGCAAGCGUUUUGGAGGCUCAAACGCUGCCCUACUCUAUCACAGGCGUUUGUUCGCAGCGCAUGCGUAUAGCCUUACCUCGCCAAAAAAGACUGUAAGGUCCAGAAAAAUCUGCGACUUGUCGAACAAAUCUCCGUGUCUGAAAAUAGUACGGGUGUUGUUUGAACCGCUGGGGCGUGGUUAUUCGUGAUCCUCGGGUCUGUCAGUUGAAUCUUGCUCCGCAGGAUCGUGAGACGACCAGACUUUAGUACAGCUAUGAAUUUGGAGCGGGUCUCCAAUGAGGAGAAGUUGAACCUGUGCCGGAAGUACUAUCUGGGUGGUUUUGCUUUCCUGCCUUUUCUGUGGUUGGUCAACAUCUUUUGGUUCUUCCGAGAGGCCUUUCUUGUCCCAGCCUACACAGAGCAGAGCCAAAUCAAAGGCUAUGUCUGGCGCUCAGCUGUGGGCUUCCUCUUCUGGGUAAUUGUGCUCACCACCUGGAUUACCAUCUUCCAGAUCUACCGGCCUCGCUGGGGUGCCCUUGGAGACUACCUGUCUUUUACCAUUCCCUUGGGGACCCCCUGACAACGUCAGCACAGGAUGGUGACUUGCUGUUUCUCCCAGCUCUGCUCUGAGCUUACUCUCAAGCCUCAAAGACUUGUGAGACUUGUGCCAGGCUCCUAUUGUUUGAUGACAUUCCCCAAUAAAGGACCUUGACAUUUGA
This is a messenger RNA of Cavia porcellus (domestic guinea pig), 727 nucleotides long. RefSeq names its product presenilin enhancer, gamma-secretase subunit (gene Psenen). Bases 283 to 588 code for a protein of 101 amino acids. The transcript has 4 exons. Gene Ontology annotation, cellular component: gamma-secretase complex. Gene Ontology annotation, biological process: Notch receptor processing. The record is from RefSeq and is a predicted model, not a curated record. Lineage: Eukaryota; Metazoa; Chordata; Mammalia; Rodentia; Caviidae.